GCCAAUAUGAAGCUUCUGCUGGUGCUUCUGUCGGUUAACAUUCUUACUUUUUGCUUGGCUGAACGCCGGAGGUUCGACAACUACAAGGUCUAUAGAGUGAACCCAGUGAAGGCGAACCAACUGCAGGGACUGCGAUCUUUGGAGGCCAAUAGCGAGGAUGCUGUGGUACUAAACAAUCUGCAUCUUGGGCCCACGGAUUUUCUAGUGGCGCCCGGCUUCAAUGGAGCCUUUCUCAAACUCGUCAAAGACUUGGAUCUCUCCCCUGAACUCAUCGACGCGAAUGCCCAAACGAGUCUAUCCGUGGACAUAGAGCCCGUUGCGGAUGCGAAUCGCCGAAGUGAUGACUACUCUUGGAGUGAAUACCACGAACUGAACGACACGCAUCGGUGGAUGCAGAAUCUGGAGGGGAAAUAUCCGGAUAUCGUCAGUGUAUUCGUGGCGGGUCGGAGUUACGAGGGUCGUGAGCUUCUGGGCCUGAGGAUUAACCAUAACGACGGCAGAGCUGGAAAGCAAUCGAUAUUCUUGGAGGCGGGAAUGCAUGCUAGGGAAUGGAUAGGUCCUGCCACAGCCACCUACUUUGCUAACGAGCUGCUGUCCUCCCAGCAGCAGGAGAUCAUGAGUCUAGCCAGAUCCUAUGUGUGGUACAUACUGCCCCAUGCCAAUCCAGACGGAUUUGUCUACACCCACAAAACGAAUCGCAUGUGGCGCAAGACAAGGAGUCCGCAGGACAAGAACUGCGUUGGCACGGAUCCCAACCGAAACUGGGACUUCCACUGGCGCGAGGUGGGUGCUAGCUCCGAUCCGUGCUCGGAGUCGUAUGCUGGACCCAUGGCGUUCUCCGAGCCCGAGGUUGAGACUCUUUCUCAGUAUCUGAAGUCGGUGCCGGAACCCAUGUUCAUGUACCUCGCGCUGCACUCCUUCUCCCAGUUGUUGCUCUAUCCGUAUGGACACACAUCCGCACUGCCGGAAAAUCAUCGGCAGUUGGAGCAGAUCUUCAAUGCAGCCGUGGGUGCAAUGAAGCGUCGUUACGGAACACGGUAUACGGGGGGAAAUGUCUACGAUGCCAUCUAUCCGGCAGCUGGUUCCAGUAUGGAUUGGGCUUAUGGGGUGCUCAACGUCAAGUACUCCUUCACCUACGAGCUACGACCCUCUGGCUCCAGUUUCUGGACAGGCUUUAGACUCCCCGCCUCCCAAAUAAUACCAACGGGUCAAGAGACCACAGAUUCGUUGGUGGAAAUGAUUAGGGCUGCUGCUCAAAUCGAGGGUUACAAAAUUGAGUAG
Drosophila teissieri is the source of this 1281-nucleotide messenger RNA. RefSeq names its product zinc carboxypeptidase. Gene Ontology annotation, molecular function: zinc ion binding; metallocarboxypeptidase activity. The transcript has 2 exons. Gene Ontology annotation, biological process: proteolysis. The coding region runs from base 7 to 1281 and encodes 424 amino acids. The record is from RefSeq and is a predicted model, not a curated record. Lineage: Eukaryota; Metazoa; Arthropoda; Insecta; Diptera; Drosophilidae.